UGGAGGGUGGAAGCGUUCAGUCUUGGGGUCCCCGCUGCGGUAGAGUCCUGCCCACUCCCUGCAGGGCUCCGAAGCCGGGCGUCCUCGGCCCCCCGCCCGCCCUCGGCCAGCUUGGCCCCGCCGCAGCCCCGACCGACUGACUCCGCCUAGUGCUAGGCCCGGAUCGCGUCCCAGAGCGCCUUCCUAGCUUACCUCACCGCAGCCCCGUCGCCUUGCUUCGGGCCUGGGCAUCCUACCCUCCGGGUUUUAAGUGAAGUUUUGAGAAAGAAGAAAUUGGUGCCAUAGAGGGAAGUGAGGAAAAUCAGAUCCCAGAUCUUUGGGGAGAAAGACCUGUAAGGAGCAACACACCCUCCACCGUAGGCCAUCAGGUGGAAAUAGCAGGUAAGCUGGGGGUUGUGGAGCUGAGGAUGUUUUGAGGAAGAAGAGCUGAGAGCUCUUGGACCAGUGCUGAGACUUCUGUGUCUGAGAUGUAAGCCGGGUGAAAGCGGAGGUCUCACAGCUCUGGGAGUGCUGACUUUGCAUGGUUCUCCUUGGAGCCAGCUGGAAAGCUGGGAGCCCAGAUCUCUACCUCCACUACUCACAGCUUUGAUUUUUUUGGCUGAGUUACUGGUUGGGUAACAGGUUGCAUAAGAGGAAGCCCUGUGGCAUCAGACUGAUAUUUCUGGACUUGGAGGCAGCAGAGAGGUAUUUCCUCUGGAACUGGGUUCCCUGGUUGCAUCCUUGGUGACAAUUGUCUGAGAGCACCCCCACUCUUCAUUUUCCCUCUCACGAGUGUACGAUUCCUACCUUUGUUCAGCCAUCACCAGAAGGAGAAAUAGGAAGCAUCUGACUACCUACCUAAGCUUCUCAUUAGCCAUUCUAAAUGUAUUGAGGGCAUCAAAGGGAUGUCUCUCUGAUGGGCGGUGGUUAGAUCAGUGUUGCAAGAGAAGAGUGAGAAUUAGCCUUGAAUUUUGAAGGACUUCGAAAGCUAUGCAGAAUUUAGAGUCUGGACCAGAAAGAGGUAUGUUGGACUGUAAUUCACUGAAAUAACCACAGUUGGGACGCGUAGGUGGCUUAGUGGUUGAGCUUCUGCCUUAGGCUCAGGUCAUGGUCCCGGGGUCCUGGGAUCGAGUCCCGUAUCGAGGUCCCUGCAGGGAGCCUGCUUCUCCCUCUGCCUGUGUCUCUGCCCCUCUCUCUAUAUAUAUAUGUCUAUGUCUAUCUCUCUCUCUCUCUCUUUCUCUCUCUCUCAUGAAUAAAUUAAUAAAAUCUUUUUUAAAAAUACCUACAGUUCUAGCUGAGGGCUGCUCUUGUGCAACCUUGUGAAGUAGAAACAGGCUGGGAAGCCAGAUAAAUUUAGAUCUAAAUCCUGCUCUUCCUCUUGCUAAUAUGUGACCCUAGGUCAGCUAUACAAUCUCAAUGAACCUUAGGACCACUGUGGUAUGGGACACCUGGGUGCUUCAGUGAUUGAGUGUCUGUCUUUGGCUCAGGGCAUGAUGCUGGGAUCAAGUCCCACAUUGGGCUCCCCAGGAAGCCUGCUUCUCCCUCUGCCUAUGUCUCUGCCUCUCUCCAUGUCUCUCAUGAAUAAAUAAAUAAGAUGUUUUUAAAAAGGAAAGAAAAAGGACCACUGUGGUAAGGACUGAAUGAGAUAAGAUAUGUCUACGAUACUCCUGCUUCUCUGUAGUGCUAUAGUGUUAGUACCCCUCUCUUUAAUGUUUAUGUCUUAUUGACCCUAUGGGUCUGUAAGCCUGAAGCAAGCAGGAUUUGCAGAGGAUGUAUUUCUGUCUCUGCCACCCUUCCCUGUGGUACCCACUGCAGUGUUCUGCACAGAGGGACACCUGGGUUUGAAUCUCAGCCAUCUGACCUUGGGAAUGUUGUUUCAGCUUUCUGUGCCCAUCUCAGGAUAACGGUAGUACCUGUCUCCCAUCUAGGUUGAAAAGAGCUGGAGCUCACAGGCCUCCUAGGAUAAUAGUCCCAAACAGGCUGUUGCUGGUCUCCAGCUGAAGGCGUUCCCUCAGCUACCCAGGAGAUGUGGUUGUGAGGCCAAAUCCACAGACCCUGCGAGAAGAGGGCUCCCAGGGCCAUGGCCCAGGUCAGCAUCAACAGUGACCUUGGCGAGUGGGGCUCGAGCACGGACUCUGGGGAGCGGGCCCGUCUGCUGCAGAGUCCCUGUGUGGACACAGCCCCCAAGAGCGAAGGGGAGGCCUCUCCUGAGGGCCUGAGUAGAGGCACCACUUCCACAGUGGGGGCCAUCUUUAUCGUCGUCAAUGCCUGCUUAGGUGCAGGGCUGCUCAACUUCCCCGCGGCCUUCAGCUCUGCAGGGGGUGUGGCAGCUGGUGUCACGCUGCAGAUGGGCAUGCUGGUCUUCAUCAUCAGCGGCCUCGUCAUCCUGGCCUACUGCUCCCAGGCCAGCAAUGAGAGGACCUACCAGGAGGUGGUAUGGGCCGUGUGUGGCAAGCUGACAGGAGUACUUUGUGAGGUGACCAUUGCCAUCUACACCUUCGGCACCUGCAUCGCCUUCCUCAUCAUCAUUGGGGACCAACAAGACAAGAUUAUAGCUGUGAUGGCAAAGGAGCCGGAGGGGGGCGGUGGCAGCCCCUGGUACACAGACCGGAAGUUCACCAUCAGCCUCACUGCCAUCCUCUUCAUCCUGCCCCUUUCCAUCCCCAGAGAGAUUGGCUUCCAGAAAUAUGCCAGCUUCUUGAGCGUCGUGGGCACCUGGUACGUCACUGCCAUCAUUAUCAUCAAAUAUAUCUGGCCAGAUAAAGAGAUGACCCCAGGGGACAUCCUGACUAGGCCAGCUUCCUGGGUAGCCGUAUUCAAUGCUAUGCCCACCAUCUGCUUCGGAUUUCAGUGCCAUGUGAGCAGUGUGCCCGUCUUUAACAGCAUGCAGCGGCCCAAGGUGAAGACCUGGGGUGGAGUGGUGACAGCCGCCAUGGUCAUAGCCCUCGCUGUCUACAUGGGCACAGGCAUCUGUGGCUUCCUGACCUUUGGGGCUGCCGUGGAUCCCGAUGUGCUCCUGUCCUACCCCUCAGAGGACAUGGCCGUGGCUGUUGCCCGCGCCUUCAUCAUCCUCAGCGUGCUCACCUCCUACCCCAUCCUGCACUUCUGCGGGCGGGCUGUGGUCGAAGGCCUAUGGCUGCGCUACCAGGGGAUGCCGGUGGAGGAGGACGUGGGGCGGGAGCGGCGGCGGCGUGUGCUGCAGACACUGGUCUGGUUCCUGCUCACCCUGCUGCUGGCCCUCUUCAUCCCUGACAUUGGCAAGGUCAUUUCGGUCAUUGGAGGCCUGGCUGCCUGCUUCAUCUUUGUCUUCCCAGGGCUGUGCCUCAUUCAAGCCAAACUCUCUGAGAUGGAAGAAGUAAAGCCAGCCAGCUGGUGGGCGCUGGUCAGUUAUGGUAUCCUCUUGGUGACCCUGGGAGCCUUCAUCUUCGGCCAGACCACAACCAACGCCAUCUUUGUGGAUCUCUUGGCAUAACAGCUGCCUCCCAGGCAACACAUGGCCUUUGCCACUGAACCCAGAAGCCCAUCUCUCAGAGCUGUGGGACCACUCUGAGUCCAGCAUCAUUCCCCUUUCCUGAUGGGAUGACAUCUGGACAUCCUUUUCCAGGGACAGUUUUGGAGUGAAAUCAGGCCUCUUACCUCUGGACAGCUCAAACCCAGCUCCCCUCCUGCUCUGUGGUCCCGCAGUGUGAGGAUGCAGGGAGGAGGUCUCGUAUCACAGAAGAACCUUCCCUGUCUGCCAGCUCUCAGCUUCUCCAUGCCUGAAAAGCAUGGGUGAAGAGGGUCAGAACAUCUCAGAAAAGAGAACCUGGCCUGACUUUCCUUUGGAGAAAGAGUGUGGACAAAGGGCCACCGCCAUCCUCCUCAGAGCAGCCUGUCCUAAGCAGGAACCAUGCGUAUACUCUGAGACUCAGUGAUUGCUCCAGUUUGUCAGCCGCUUGGCCAGCAGUGGCUUCUCUGGGAUGGCAGCUUCCAAAGGUAGCACAAAAGUCAUACAGAUGCACAGAGGUAGAUAGAGUCAUGCCUUGUCCACCUCAGCCUGGGGCCUCUUCCCCCAAACCUGAGAGUCCAGGCAUUCUUGUCUUCUUCUAUCCCCAGACAUCAUCAAGUCUAAUGUUUACAAACGGUGCCAGCCCGGCUCUGAAGCAGAGGCCAGGGGCCAUACCGUGCCACCACGGUGCUGUGAGUACUCCUCAGUUAGUUUUUCCCUUGGCAGGAAGUCUACUUUGCUCUCUCAGAUUCCAGAUGUGCCCCGUGCUUCAGAGACACAGGGAGGGUGAUAAGUCUGAGAACCUUUCAAACCCAUGUAGGCUGGGCUGGUCAGAGUCAAGGUGAGCCUCUCUGAUAACUUCUCUUUCAGUGACUGCUUCUCUUCUGCCAGCCUUCUGCUCACCUCUCCUUGUCAACCCUAGCAGGAUAGCCCACAGAGAAGAACAGCUGAGUUGUCACUGACUGGGCAACAUUUUCGUGUAGUCACAACAGUCUGGAAGUUUCCCUUCCAGUCCAGAUCUUGUCUGUUCCCUCCCUCCGUCGUUUCUUCACUCCCUACUCCAUUUUUCUGGUGCAGGCUCUCCUGCUCACAUAAGACCGAGGGUAGGGGGUAUGCAAGACCUUCUCUUGCCAGCUUUCUCAGCUCCACAGGUCCACCAGGCUUGGCCUCAGCAAUCUGUCAAUCACACUGAGGUCACACAUGGAUUGUGCCCCAGGUGGGGAGAAGAGGGACAUUUCUUUCCAGGUCUGCAGUCCCACUUUUCCUUUUUUCGCUGUUCACUUUGACCAAUCCCAGGCAUUGAAUCAGCCUUCCUCCACCUGGAACUCCCAACAUUUCCUUGGCCCCUUCUGCUCAAAACCUCUGUUCCAGGGGUGAGCAGGACCCCCACCCAGCAACCCACCACUCAGGGCUGUAAGAUCGCAGAAGCAGAGGCUGGCUGGCUGGCUGGUGGCCGGAUAGACUUUUGCUCAGUUCCCAGACUGGAUGACCUGCCUUUCCUCAGAUCCACCCAUAGCCCCUGGGGCCAGACCAGUGCUGCUGUGUUCUCUUAGCCGGUACUCAGCAUCAGGCCCUUCCAGUGCCCAUCCCUGCCAAGCUUAGGAUGGUCCAGUCAGCAGGGCUGAACAGCUUCCUAAUGUUGGAUUUCAGCCGAGGAAUGGAGGAUGUGAGGGGAGUCAUCACACAAAACAGACCAGUCAGGAAAAGGAGCUGGAAUCUGGCCACUUGGCCUAACCUCAGGAGCCCCCUGCUCUGCCCUCCCCUCCAGGGUAUUUUACUGUUUCUUUUCUACUUGUACGCAUUCAUACCAGAGAGGGUGGUUAAUAAAAAGAGGCUGUGCUGCUGA
This is a messenger RNA of Nyctereutes procyonoides (raccoon dog), 5312 nucleotides long. RefSeq names its product solute carrier family 38 member 7 (gene SLC38A7). The record is from RefSeq and is a predicted model, not a curated record. The transcript has 11 exons. Gene Ontology annotation, biological process: amino acid transmembrane transport. The coding region runs from base 2060 to 3451 and encodes 463 amino acids. Gene Ontology annotation, molecular function: L-leucine transmembrane transporter activity; L-asparagine transmembrane transporter activity; L-alanine transmembrane transporter activity. Lineage: Eukaryota; Metazoa; Chordata; Mammalia; Carnivora; Canidae.